Messenger RNA from Harpegnathos saltator (Jerdon's jumping ant), 1984 nucleotides. It is a transcript of the gene Naa60, whose product is annotated as N-alpha-acetyltransferase 60. The coding region runs from base 354 to 1229 and encodes 291 amino acids. The record is from RefSeq and is a predicted model, not a curated record. Gene Ontology annotation, biological process: N-terminal peptidyl-methionine acetylation. NCBI's taxonomy places the organism in Eukaryota, Metazoa, Arthropoda, Insecta, Hymenoptera, Formicidae. Gene Ontology annotation, cellular component: Golgi membrane. The transcript is spliced from 2 exons. Gene Ontology annotation, molecular function: protein-N-terminal amino-acid acetyltransferase activity; histone acetyltransferase activity.
AAGAGAAUUUAUCUUUCGAGAGAAUCUCCCGGGCUGUGGUUCUCAAUUAUGGUCAGCCUGCGCGUGCGAUGAAAGCAACUCGUUUACAUUACACGUCCGCGCGUGUGAGACAGCGAGUGUUACGUCUGUCGUGUUCUUGAAUGAGGGGCCAACGCCGUUGCUCGAGUCAGCUAACGAACCGACGGACAAAAACAAAAUGUUCACGACGCGCCGCUGCGUGUUUACCAGCAGCGGCCGCGUGUGCGUGGUGACGACGUGAUCUGCUUGUGUCUAUGCUUUGUUCGCGCGCGCAUUGCCCCGGCGGCCGCAAAUGAUCAGCCGUAAGAUGAUGGUCAAGAAGUUGCUGUGGCGCGAUGGCAGUGUCCUUUAACCGGUACCUGAUCCUGCCGGAGAUUGAGAGAAGUGAAUCUGGUGCUGUCGCCGCCGUUGUCGCCGCCGCUGCUGUCGUCGAACCGGAUGGCGAACGCUUAUAUACGAACGAGACCGUCACUCCUCGGAGCUGUUGUUCGACCACCGGUGGCACCACGGCGACUGCCACCGUGACGCCGGUGACGGUGCCGUUGUGUGUGCUGGGCGAGGUGCAGCUGCGUUUCCUCUGCCCGGACGACUUGGAGGAAGUGCGUUCGCUCUGUCAGGAUUGGUUCCCAAUAGAUUAUCCUUAUUCGUGGUACGAAGAUAUUACAAGCUCUUCGAGAUUUUACGCACUUGCCGCAGUAUAUGGUGGAGUAAUAAUAGGACUGAUUGUUGCGGAAAUCAAGCCAUAUACCAAGCUGAACAAGGAGGACCGUGGUAUUUUGUGCUCCAGUUUGGGGAAAGAUUGUCUAGUAGGCUAUAUACUCAGUUUGGGCGUACGUCGUGCAUACAGGAGAAAUGGUAUAGCUUCAUUACUACUGGAACAAUUGCUGGCCCAUGUCACUGCUCCUGAACGGUCCUCUGUUAAGGCAGUCUUCCUACAUGUAUUAUCUAGCAAUGUUCCCGCUAUACUGUUUUACCAGAGGUGUCACUUUCGACUACACAGUUUUCUUCCAUAUUACUAUUCGAUUCGCGGCAAAUGUAAGGAUGGUUUCACGUACGUCCUUUAUGUGAAUGGCGGUCAUGCGCCAUGGGGUAUCUGGGACUGGGUGCGUCACUUGGCUGGUGCAAUGACUAAUUUUGUACCAUGCAGAGUGCCGCGUUGGAUUUGGCAACGUCUUCUGUGGGCAACCACUGUCCUCUCGUAUCAUAGAUGAUACAUUUUGUGAUUUAUUAUAUUCUUUUAUAUAUUUAUUUCUUCCCUUGAAUUCUAGAAGUAUUAUAUAUAAAGUGCCAUAAAUCAGUUAAAUUUCUGAUGAAUUCAUAAUAAAACCUGUUUAUUCUAUAUUAUUUUGUUAAAUAGACCUCGCGACUAUAAUAUGACGUACGCGAAGUCAGAAACGGAUAUUGUAUCCACUGUCAACUUAUAGUGAUAUAAAUGAACAUUUACACUUAUAUUUGUCUAAAAUUUGGGAAGCAAGGCCUCAAAGUACUUUAGCAUGACUACCGUUACCAAGGAUCGUCAGAAGAGUCGAGAACGUACCGGUACUAUAUAAUAAUGCGUUAAGAUAUUCUACAUAUAUAACUGCCAAAAAUUAUUAAGUUGACAUAGUCACGCGUUAAAUUUCUCUUCCAUCGUUUUAUAAGUACAAGUCUAAAUUGUUAAAUUAUAUUUGACAAGUGAGAACUUUAACAUAUUUUUAUUUAACACAAUAUGAAAUCAAAGAGUAUAAUUUACCACUGAUGUUUACAGAGACUUAUAUAUUGCAAGUACAUCGAAACAAAGGAUAUAUACAUAAAGUAAAACGAGCAAUAUAUCUCUGAAUUAUAAGUAGGCUAAAUAGAAAUCUGUCCAUUUAAAGAUAUUUUAUUGAUGCUAAUUAUAUAAUAUAAUAUUAAUGUCAAUUGUUAAACUUUAAUACUUUAACGAUAAACUUAAAUUUGUAAGUGAAUUAAAACCAACGUAUAUAAA